Messenger RNA from Vicia villosa (hairy vetch), 1188 nucleotides. RefSeq lists its product as uncharacterized. The record is from RefSeq and is a predicted model, not a curated record. The coding region runs from base 1 to 1188 and encodes 395 amino acids. Lineage: Eukaryota; Viridiplantae; Streptophyta; Magnoliopsida; Fabales; Fabaceae. The transcript has a single exon.
AUGACCAAAGCGAAACGUCGCGUCGGCCGGCCAAAAUCUACGGCGGCGGCGCCACCUGGUUCAACGGGAGCUAAGACUGACAACCAUGAGGCACGUGAACAACCGGAAAUCCCAAUGUUGGAAAAGGAAGCUGUCAUUGAGACGACGAUGAAAGGAGGAAAAUCGACGGAAACUACAAAACCCCCGGUUCAGGAGAAGGGGACGACAAAGCCGUGGGUGGAAAUCCUUCAAGGGAAUCGGAAUCUGAAUCGGGGUAUGCAGGUGGAAUUUGUAGCAACUCAAUUCUUUGAAGGUAAUGAGAAGGUCAUCAUUGAAGCUGAGGAUGUAGCGGAGGAACUGAACUAUUGGGAAAACGCGAUAAUCCUCUUUGCACUGGGGGAAACCUUAUCGAUGCACGCGGUGAAGAAUUUUAUGGAGAAGUCCUGGAAUUUUGUAGCGAUGCCAGAGUUGUAUUUCAAUGAAUCAGGUUAUUUUGUUGUUCGAUUCAAGAGUCAUGAAGAUAUGAGUCAAGUGAUGGAGCAAGGACCGUAUUUCAUUUAUGGUAAGCCGUUGUUUCUCAAAUACUGGACUAUUGAUUUUGAACUGAAAGCAGAUCUUCUUCGUGUUCUUCCCCUAUGGAUUACGCUGCCAAAUCUUCCACUCCAUCUAUGGGGGAAGAAGAGCAUUUCAAAAAUCACUAGCGCUAUUGGGAUGCCAAUUACUACUGACGAGUGCACUGCCAGGAAAUUGAGAAUCUCUUAUGCGAGGGUGUUAGUUGAAGUUGAUAUAACUAAACCGGCAAAGGAAAGUGUCACCAUUAAGGAUCACAAUGGUAGGGAAUGGGUACAACGUGUUGAGUACGAAUGGCGACCUAAGUAUUGUCAUCAGUGUCUGAAAAUAGGGCAUGAUUGUGAGGCCAAGAAGGCAGGAGGACAACCAAUCCCUCUCCAGAAAGUGUGGCAGCCAAGAAAGAAACCACCUGAGGUUGUGAGCGAAGGGAAACAACUUGAGAGUAUCAUUGAAGGUCCAGAGAUGGAAGGCAUCAGUACUGAGACACCUAAGGAGCCAUGGCAAGUAGUUGGCUCAAGCAAGUCAGACAAGGCAAAGAAGAAAAUUGUGUUCACACCUGAGUUAAUGGCAGUGCAGAAUGUUUUUACCCCCCUUGGAAUUGGAGUUGUUCUAGGGGAGGGAAGCAGCGGGUGUAAAUGA